AUGGAGAAUGAGAACAAAUUGCUCAAAGACCAACUGAAAGAAUACCAAGAACGAGUCGACAAGAUACGUGAUGCCCCUAAGCUACUACCAAAGAGGGACACCGGCAGGAUAUAUGAAGGAACAACCGACCCUGAAGAUCACGUGACUCAGUACGUCACUUCCAUGAAGGGCAACGACCUUGCCAAGGAACAUGUGUACUUUAUUUUGCUGAAGAAAUCUGGCGAAACCCUUACUGGAGGGGCAUUAACAUGGUACUCACAGCUACCGGCCCGCUCUAUUAAAACCUUUGAAGAAAUGGACGAAAAAUUCGUGAUGGCGGAUGCCAGGGCCAAGAAAGCCGAAACAAGAGUAAACAACAUCUUCAUCAUCAAUCAAUCCAUAGGAGAGGGACUAAGGGACUUCAUCGCCCGAUUUAAUAGGGUAAAGAUGACCUUACCAAAUAUAUCCGAAGAGAUGGCAGUCGCAGCCUUUCAGAACGGGUUGAGUAGAGAGGGUUUAAGAGCGACUAGAAAGUUGCUGAGCCAGUUGAUGAAGUACCAUCUGACCACUUGGGAUGAAAUCUAUAAUGCUUAUUGUGCCGAAGUCCGGGCAGAUGACGAUGACUUUAAUAGGUCAACUCGAUGGCUCAUCUCGGAAUGCGGGCACAGGACAGAAGAUUGCAUCGCCCUAAGGCAAGAGUUUGUGGACAUUUUGAAGCAAGGACACCUUAAAGAGCUGCUGAGCGACAAGGGAAAGAGCACCUUCGCCAGGGGUCGAGAACGUCAAGGCCUGCCGAAGUCGCGCUCAUGGGACCGCACCAUCAAUAUGCUUAUUGGCGGCAACGAUGAUGCCUCCUUCAACGGUAUCAAGUUCAUCGUCAGUCACAAGCUCAAAAGAUCUAUCACCCACGAACGGUAUGACAGGCUCGAAAAAAGUAUCAUCUUCGAAGAGUCAGAUGCCGACGAUUUGACUUUCCCUCACAAUGAUGCUCUUGUCAUUACUUUACGAAUUUUAGAUACUGAUGUUAAGAGUAUCAUGGCAGAUGAUGAGAGUGGAGUAUGCAUUAUCCAUCCCCAAGUCUUCGCCUAG
Molecule: messenger RNA, 1068 nt
Organism: Nicotiana tabacum (common tobacco)
Lineage: Eukaryota; Viridiplantae; Streptophyta; Magnoliopsida; Solanales; Solanaceae
Source: RefSeq, a predicted model, not a curated record